AUGGUUAACAUAGCAUUUGUAUUGAGUAGGAGGAAGAUACGAUGCACUGGCAAGCAGCCUUGUGAGUUGUGCGUGCGUGCGACUGCUCAGUGCCUGUAUUCGGCACCGUACACUAGAGGCCGGAUUCCGCGUAUCGUCGACGACCUCUCAUCGCGUCCAACAAAGAAUGAACGGCGUCAAGAACCCCUGCCUUCAGGCCACGCGGUGCCUCACUUUCCCCUGGCGCCCUCAGAUGGAGUUGCCAAUUCAACACAGCGUGCUAGCGCUGCAGAGGCUCCGUCUCGGGCAUCUCCAGAGGUUGUCUGGGAAGAUCUUGAAGGCCACUACGUUGGACCGGCAUCCGGGUUGUCUUUUCUGCUUCGUGUUCAGGAAAGAUUGCACCACACGACGUCCGGUUUCACCUUCGGCGAUAUACCUCUGCCAGAGUUCGACCCUACAUUCUGCUCUAUGCUGUCUAAAGAAGACUCCUCGCGCCUUGUGCAAAGGUAUUUCGAUUUCACAGUGCCUGUUGACCGAUUUCUCCAUCAGACUACACGAGAGAUGUGGCUGGAUGAGUUCCAUAAGACGAGGGGUAUCAUGGCGGACGAUAGGAAAGCCCCCGCCAGAAGGGCAAUUCUGUGGAUGGUCUUUGCUCUGGCACAAGAACAUAUGGGCAACGAGCCAGCUAAUAACCGUUCCCAGAAAAGCACAUGUUAUUUCCUGGCAGCGAACUAUCAGCUUCGCAAAGAUUCAGCAGAAUUACUCUGGCCGAUGUUCAAGCCCGCCUUUGCCAAUGUUUAUGGCUCCCGUCACGGUCACGAUUGA
Molecule: messenger RNA, 804 nt
Organism: Clonostachys rhizophaga
Lineage: Eukaryota; Fungi; Ascomycota; Sordariomycetes; Hypocreales; Bionectriaceae
Source: the annotation of a GenBank genome assembly